Molecule: messenger RNA, 2949 nt
Organism: Durio zibethinus
Lineage: Eukaryota; Viridiplantae; Streptophyta; Magnoliopsida; Malvales; Malvaceae
Product: zinc finger CCCH domain-containing protein 64-like
Biological process (GO): mRNA splicing, via spliceosome
Cellular component (GO): post-mRNA release spliceosomal complex
Molecular function (GO): RNA lariat debranching enzyme activator activity
Source: RefSeq, a predicted model, not a curated record
AAGAAGACAAAAAUAACUAAAACUUUGGGUCUAAAAUAAAAACUGAGGCUAGGCCCAUAUGUGCCCGUCCUCAUAUACAUGGGCCAGAAGGCACGGACCAUUUGAGCCGGUCCUCAAAAGCCCAAGCUCGACUAAUCCACGCUCCUCUGGCCUCUCUCCUCCGGCUUUAGCCUUCGCUUCAUAACGCCAAUCUUGGCAUUACCGCUUUUCACCCUGAACGGUUUCUCUCUCUCUCUGAUUGCUCCUCCACGAAUUCUACCAUGCGGUGACGUUUUAGGCCGUCUCAACCAGCUCUUCAAGGGAGUCAACUCACGGGUCCUUUCGAUGCUCUUUUUGCGUGGGCCAGUUCUUCCCCGACGAACGGGACCGGCUUGAUGAAUUAAUGGACUAUGUAGAAGGCCGGGCCCAAAUUCCUCUCCCAACUUCAUCGGCGAUUAUGGCAUCGGUGCGGCGAGGGUUUUAUCGGCCAUUUCGAAAAACUCCGCCGAUCAAGGUUUCAAAAUGGACGGUUUCAAUGUGUGCGACCAUUUGUUUUGGUUAAAAGGCAGCGGCAAGUUCACUAUCCAUGGUUGUUCUUUUGAGUUCCUUAGUUUUAAUAAUGAAUGGCCAAGUGGUGUCACAAAUAGAGCCACUGCAUCAGAUAUUCCUGCAGGAAUCUUGGAUUCUUCUGGCAGUGAUUCCACUGUAUCCCAAUUAGUCGCAGAGAUCAAACCACGUUAUCACAUUGCAGGCAAUAAGGGUGCAUUUUAUGCUCGUGAACCUUAUGCUAAUGUUGAUGCCGUGCAUGUAACUCGGUUCUUGGGUCUUGCUUCUGUUGGGAAUAAAGAGAAACAGUGCCUGGUACAAUUUCCUGUGCUCUGCUUAGCUCUGUCCUCCUUUUUGAGAGUUCAUGCAUCCCUGCAAGGAACACACCAGAGAAAAGAGAAAAAAAGGAAAGAAGAUUCAACAGCAUUAUAUUUUUUGUCUGGAAGAAUUUCUGCAUCUACUCCACAGAAAGUUCUUCAUGCACUUUCUCCAACUUUGUCAUCUGCCAUGUCAGCAGCUGAGAUUAGUGUAAAGCCACCAAAUGCUACCAUAUCACCAUAUACAUUAGCAGACCAAGUGGAUCGUCCUAAAGAAGCCACAAAGAGAGCUAGUGAUAAUGUUCUUGAUUCACAAUACUGGAGAUAUGAUGUGUCACAAAAGCAUGGGAUGGUGAUGGUAAUAAGGUGUGUUUUGGUUAAAUGCAGCUAAUGAUCAGCAUACUUUUUUUUUGUUAUAAAGAAUGACCAACAUACUUUAAUCUCUAUAGCUAACGUUUAAGAGAUGGAUUUGUCACAAUGACAAAAAGAAUGAUUGGUGUGAAAUCCUAUGCGGGUUCUGGCAGGCCUACUGAACAUGGCGGAUAGGGCUGAUUGGAGGAAUUUUACACUUGACAAAGAAAAGGAAACAAAUCUGGCAAAAAUUUUCAAAAAAUGGUUCGAAGUAUUUGAUCCGAGUCAAUAAUUUUAGAAAAGGAUACUAUGUUCCAGCAACAAAGUGCUUAUAUCAAUGAACAGGAGCUCCAAUCAAUAGCGUUCUCAUAACAAAGUGUGUCCGAUAAUGUUCUUAAUCAGUUUGGAAAGAGGAUGAACCCCUAGGGGCCUUUGGUUAAGGGCAUCUUACUCCGACUACAUGGGCAUCUAGUUGCCAAAGGGUCAUCUUUGAUUCUGGGAAUCCAAAAUUUUUGACCAUAUCCAAAUUGCCCUUUAAAUGCAAGGUGAAAUUUUAUCAAAACUAUUUUCCAUUAUCCUUCUAUCUGUAUAAUAUGUUUUAAAACUGGUGAAAUCCUUUAAUCUACAGGCUGUCCAUCCUUUAAUCAAGAGCUGGGACAGCCUUCACAGUCAUAACAACCCUACUACUUUACCUUUGCAAAAGGACCGAUAGUCCGUCAGUCUUUACUGUUAAUAUUUCUAGUUCUCGUUUUCCUUUUAAAUAUAGAGUUGUGAUGUCUUAUGUUAUAGUAUUUGUACACUUUUCCUUUUCGAGCAAGGUGAAAAAAAGGGGAAAUUUUUCUAUACAAACAUCUUGCAUUGAAGUUCUCUGUCGAUCUUGACCUCGCCUUGUAUUUUGUAUUUUUCCAUAAAUGGGCGGCGGAAGACUUGAAUCAGGGUAUUCUGCACCAAACCGUCGUAGAUUGGUUAGGUGUGCGUCAAUGCCUGGGCCUUAACAUUAAGACCAGGGUCUAUUGAUAUUAAAGUCAAAUCAUCAAAACGAAUGGGUCUUUGGUCAUGAAAGUUUCCUUGCUGGUUAGGUUAGGUAAAAGGGAUCCAAAACCAAUUUGGUGGAAUAUCACUCAAAGGUCGGCUCUUUUUUCAGCCUUAAAAAUGCCAAAUCAAAUCCAUAGAAUAUAUGCAAAAUAAUAAUAAUAAAAACAAAUCAGACUGCUAAAAUAUGCAGGUUACGGUAUAUCUCCACAUGGUUUUGCUAAAAAGUAGUUGAAGCCCUUGUGGAAUGGUCCUUGUUGGGCUGCAGAAAAAAAAAAGAAAAGAUGAUGGUACCCUUGGCGAAAAUGGAGGAGUGUGAGGUAAGAAAACUGUCAUAACUCUCCGAACCUGAGGGGGGAGGGGAGGAGGGGGUACUGCGUUCUGCUGCCUGGUAUUAGUGAUGCAGAAUGUGGGGGCUAUGCUAUUACAAAGUAAUAAUACAAUUGAGACAAACAUAUGGUGCUAUCUGUGCUUGAUUUCAAUCGGUCCGCUAGAAAUCUAGCUGGGGACGGUGGUAGAAAUUUCAGUUUUGAAAUGAUUGUUUUUUUCUUGUGGGGCUAAAUUAUACUAAUACUAAGACAAAUAAAGACGGUUUUCUUUUCUUGAUUUUUCAAAGGUUCACUCAAAAUCUAGCAGGGGUGGAAUAGGAAAUUAAAAGGAGGGAGGAUUGUCUACAUCCACAUCUUUGCUUAUUGUCUGAUAAGAUAAAAAAGAAAUGGAUGAA